AUGGUCGAGUCAACCACGAUCCAGUUAGGAGCAGACGACCCAGAGAUGGUUUUAGGAAUCGUGUGGAGGCCGGGCAAGGACACUCUCGGUUUUCAAGUGAAGCUGGACGAUAUCGUUUACACUAGAGGAGGUGGAGUUUCCGCGCUGCCUAUUUCCGGAUGCGGACGAGGUGAGAGGUUUGGAGCUACACACAUUUGCCGAUGCGUCCGAGGAGGCUUGUGCAGCAUCCUGCUACGUUCGCGUGAUCUACAGCGACCAACGGGUCUUGAUCCGCCUGUCAAGUCGGCCACCAAGCUGGCACCAUUGAAGACUGUGUCAGUUUGUAAGCUGGAGCUGAAUGCUGCCUUGAUGGGGGCCAGGUUGGCUCGUUUCGUCCAGGGCGCGUUGAGGAGAAGGUUCGACGCUCGAUUCUUCUGGACUGAUAGCAGCACGGUGCGGAGUUGGGUCCGUGGAACGUCAUCGCAUUACCAGGUGUAUGUGAGUCACAGGAUCGGCGAAAUCCAAACAAUGACCGAGCCGGGGGAGUGGCGGUAUGUUCCCGGACGCUACAACCCAGCGGAUGCUGCCACGAGAUCACAGUUGGAGGAGGAGAGUAUUCCGCCCUGUUGGAUAAACGGGCCGGAAUUUUUAUACGACAAGGAGGAGAACUGGCCAAUUGAUUUGCCGUGGACGGUGGCAAAAGAGGAGUUAAGGGCUGCCCACGUUCAUCUGAGCGUCACGGAACCGGCAUUUGACUGGACAGCGAUUAAGAUUACCGCUCGCGACCUCCCCGCCCUCAUCCGCCUAAAGGCUCCCUACGACGAACUGAUGAAGAGGUGCCAACAGGAAAGUUACCACUGCGAGCUGGAUAGGUUGAAGAGGAAGAAACCCAUCCGGCCAACGUCGGCGUUACUCCAACUAACCCCUAUCCUAGACGAGAAGGGUGUGCUCCGUCUUGGUGGACGGUUGGGAAGGGCCAAGUUGCCCUAUGAUAUACUCCACCCUCCCAUUUUACCGGGUAGACAACCGUUUGCCCGAGGUGUUAUUCAGGCAUUUCACGAAUCAAUGCACCAUGCGGGAACCGAUUUUGUAUUAGCUCAUGUGCGGCAGCAUUUUUGGGUCACUUCUGGACGGGAGGCGGUCAAGCGGGUGCGAAACAGCUGUGUACCUUGUCGACACUUCCGCCCAAAGGCUGCAAUUCAAAUGAUGGCGGACGUUCAUCGCGCAAGGCUUGGAGCUCGGCAACCGCCCUUUACGUUUACCUCGGUCGAUUAUUUUGGACCUAUCGACGUUACGCACGGACGGGGAUGUGCAAAGCGGUGGGGGGCACUUUUCACGAGCCUCGUCACUCGCGCAGUAUAUGUAGAGGUGGCGAUAUCUUUGACCGCUGGCGACUUUUUAUUGGUGCUACGACGUUUCGUCUCAGUUUACCGCAAGCCAGCCCACAUGUUUUCCGACCAUGGAACAAAUUUGACCGGAGCGGAGCGGCUGUUAAGGGAGGAGCUGGACCGACUGAAAGGCGAUGGAGAUCUGGAGGUGGAGCUGAGAGCUCUUGGAAUAGAGUGGUUCUUCCAGCCGGCCCAGACGCCCCAUUUUGGCGGCUCUCACGAGUCAAUGGUGCGGUCUGUCAAGAAUGCAUUGUAUGCGGCACUGGACUCGGAAAAGGCGGUGCUGCGGAACCCCAGCGACGAGAUUCUAAGGACCAUACUUUUUGAGGUGGCGGGAUUACUCAACACCAGACCACUCACUUAUACCAGUUCCGACCCAGACGAUUUUCGGCCCUUACCCCGAAUGAUUUUCUGA
Messenger RNA from Daphnia magna, 1782 nucleotides. RefSeq lists its product as uncharacterized. The transcript is spliced from 2 exons. Gene Ontology annotation, biological process: DNA integration. Gene Ontology annotation, molecular function: nucleic acid binding. The record is from RefSeq and is a predicted model, not a curated record. The coding region runs from base 1 to 1782 and encodes 593 amino acids. NCBI's taxonomy places the organism in Eukaryota, Metazoa, Arthropoda, Branchiopoda, Diplostraca, Daphniidae.